This is a messenger RNA of Procambarus clarkii (red swamp crayfish), 10461 nucleotides long. Its product is annotated as cortactin-binding protein 2. Gene Ontology annotation, molecular function: protein binding. Lineage: Eukaryota; Metazoa; Arthropoda; Malacostraca; Decapoda; Cambaridae. The record is from RefSeq and is a predicted model, not a curated record.
GACAUCACCACCACCCAGUCUUCUCCUUAUAUCACCUCUCAAUACCUCAAUAUUACGUUGUAUAUUUUUAGAUUCGCUAAACGAUCCGCGUAGAAUAAAGUGUGUGCCAAUUUUUUUCUGGUAUUGGUUAAUUUUGUAUAUUGGGUAUGGAAUAAUACAUUAUUGGAACCAUUUGCAAGUGAGGAGGAAUGGAGAAGUCGAAGUGAUGCAGAGUGAACACACACAAGGUGACGCCCUCUUGUGCUUAAAGAUGGGGCGUAUUAGGCUCCCUCUCCCGGUUUAGUGGCUUCUGUGGGCGUCUAGUGUAGCCAGCGGGCGUGGGCACCUGCGGUGAGAUGGCGUCGACAGGCCCGCGCCCCGACACCCAGCCUCAGGAACCUGCCGCCGCUGCUGCUGCCGCCGCUGCUGCAGCGUCUCCUGCAGCCAUGGUGGGCGCCGCGGCAGCCGUCAGCCCUCACAAGGCGUCACAGCAGCAGGGGCAGCCCUUCGAACCCCUGGACAAGUCCGCCAGCCAGACGGUCAAGCUGAACCCCAAAUUAGAGUUGAGCCGCUCUGAUCUUCUCAGAUUGCUUUCCUACAUGGAGGGUGAGCUCCAGUCUCGGGAUGUUGUUAUUGCAACACUCAAGACUGAAAGAGUAAAAAAUCUGCUACAGUAUGGCCGAGUAGGAUUGAGUGAUCCAUUUCUAGCAUUACAAAGAGACAGCAUUGGAGGUUCUGUGGUCCGAGGUGGGGGUGUCAAUGAAGCUGAACUCAGAGCCUUAGAAGAGACACAAUUAGCACAGCUUGAACACCUGAUUGCUCAACAGCGCAAAGCACACCAGAGAAUGCGUCACGUCUUAAGAGAAGCAGAAAAGCGCCAUUCUCGGGUGGUUGCAGAGCUUGAAGAGGAGAGAAGGAAGCACGAGCACGAUACAGCUCAGGGUGAUGACGUAACAUAUGCAUUGGAAAAGGACCGAACACGUUUAAAACAGCCGGAGUUGAGGAUGAUAAAGGAACUGGAAUCUGAGAGAGCAGCUAAGAAAAAAGCAGAAAAGGAGCUUCGUAAAGUACAAGAAACACUUGAGGAGGAGCGAGGAAGGCAGAAGCAGAUAAUCCUUAUGUUGGUCGAAGAGCGGAAGAGAUUGGCGCUGCAAUAUGUUGAAGAAAGAAAACGAUCUGAGGACUUGGCUCAGAUUUUAUCUGAAGAGAAGGGUAGAAUUGAUUCAAUGGCUGAAGGCUUGGAGGAAGAGAGUAAAAAGUCACUACAAAUGGAGGCUGAAUUAGAGAAACAGCUUGCAGAUUUUGACACGGAACGCCAACAAAUGAGAGGUCAGCUGGCCAAAAAGGAAGAAAGGAUAAGUGAACUGGAGGCUUUGCUAGAGAAGCAGCAACGAGAAGUUGAUCAUUAUAAAAAACAGUUACAAGAAGCACACAAUGUAGCCAUGUUCCAGCAGACGCUCUCAGUAUCCCCACCACGCAUAGGAAUCGCCACGCGUCCUGCCCCUCCACAACUGCCUGCUAAACCUGCUACCCUCACUCAACCUCAACCUAGGAUGCCUGGUGCUUUAACUCCUCCCAAGAUAACACCUCGUGUGAGAGCAUCGUCUCCGGGGAUUGACGAAGUCACUGGCGUUCCGCUGAACUUAGGAAUGAAUGUAGCUCAACACCAUGUUUCUGCUGGGUGCCAUUCUACUGGAGGAGUUAGCAAUCCACCUCAUAAUGUUGCUGCAGGUGUUGCUGCCAUGAGUAGUGUCACUAAGGCUGUUCAGCUCACUGCCACUGUAAACUCUGUUCCUGUUGCUGGCCCAACUACUGGUAUUGCUCGUGGGGUUCAGCCGGGUGUUGGAAUACGGCCAGUCAUGUACAGUGUGUCAACUUCUGAGGUCACAAGGACUGUAACGACAGCAGCUAAGAGCUAUAGCGUAAGUGAGAAUGAGGGUGGCUGGACGGGCAGUGGUGAAGGUGAGGGCCCCUCCAGUUUACCUGGUGGAGUGUCAGGCACAGUAGAACGUGGAGUGGUAAGAGUCACAGGACCUGGGGAUGUGCGAAGCCAGGCCCAGGUGGUGCAAGUGACUCCAAGGGUGAAUGUUUCGGCCUCCCCUGGCACAAAAGUAAUCACUACAACACAUGGGGGAAAGGUGACCUUUCAUGUAACCACAAAUGCACCCACAACCACAGCUACUGCAGCUUCAUCUGCACCUAAUGGUCAGCAACAGCAAGUCCUCCAACAAACUUCAACAAUGAUUAAGAAACCACCUCCCCCUGCUAGAUCUACUCAGCCUGGGGCACCCCCACCACCUGUUCCUUUAAACAAGCCAGCAGCAGCUCCUCCAGUGCCCCCUAAUAAACCAGCAGUGCCACCUAAAAAAGAUCUGGUGACUCGUGUGGGGGCAGGGGGUCAAGGCUUGUCAAUAGAGCCUGGAUCACCCAUCAGUGUAGAGGUUAAACCACAAAAGGUGGGGCCACAGACGGUGAAAUUUGGCAUCACCAUAUCAAAGACGGCGGCUAGUGGAAGCCAGUCGGUAGGCUCGGGUGGAGGCAGUGGUCAAACAGUAGUUGGUGUGGGUCCAGGGGGCUCAGGUGGGGGAUCUGAAACCCCAGUUGCCCCAGCAGUGGAAGGGGGAGCAGUGUCCCCCAGGAGAGACGCGGCGCAGGUUGGUGGAGGAAGUCCCCCGGUGCAUGCCACUGCCUGUGUGGACUCCCUCUCUCCUGAACUAGAGCACUUCCACCAGUUACUCAUUAGCAUGGCAGGUUCCUCAAACGUAGCAGUACCAACGUCACCUAACCUAGCUCCUAACUUCUCUAAUGCCCCAAAUACACAAGUUGUUUGUUCAUCUCCAUCCCCAAUUUCCUCCUCAUGUUUGUCUUCUCUUUCUUCAACUGAACCUUCAUCACCAUUGCUCCCUCCUCUUUCUCCUCCCUUUCAUUCUACAAAAACAAGUACAGACAGUGGAGGACUUGGAUCAUCAUCAUCUCCUCUAGCUCCAAAUUCACUUGCUUUCAGCUUUGUAACGAGCACCUCCUCUGUAUCAGCAGCAACUGUUUCAUCACUGUCAGCUUCAUCACACACUCCUUCAGCUGCAACCUCACAUUCGCUGCUCCCACCCCCAUUGCCGUCAUCACCGCCACCACCAUUGCUGUCCCCAGUCUCGACUGUUUCAAUGCCUUCAAUGGACUCGACUCCUUUACCCAGUAAAGCUCCAAGUUUAACCUCUUCAAAACCCUCCCUGGCUUCAAUAAAUUUUCAUUAUUGCUCGCCACCACCUACUUCCCCGUCUGGUCCGCCACCACCUUUACCUCUUAGUGAUCCUCCCAUUCUGCUCACCCCAAUGGAUGGUGAGGAACUGGAGCCUCCUCACUCCCCUCUGGAUGUGUCGACACCUCUGACUGUGGAUGGGAUGACUGCAUUACAUCUCGCAGCACAGGGAAACAACUGGCAAUCGGUACCGGUGCUUGUGAGGUGCGGUGCCAGUGUUAAUGCCGAGGACGAAGACGGUCGCACGCCUACCUACCUGGCAUUGCUGUAUGCCUGCACUCCGGCUGCUGCUGCCCUGCUUAGCUUUCCUCAGUCCCUAGAACACACCACAAAGGAUGGCUGCAACUACUUGCACGCUGCCAUAAAAUCCGGUGAAGUUGAAUGUGUUGAUGUUUUGGUGCAACAUGUAUUAGCUAUAGAAGAGGGCCCAAACUUGUUGCACCGACUUGCUGGAGGGCCGGACCAUCGAGGCAACACACCACUUGCCCUGGCUAUGUCUGCCACAAACUCUGCUAUGCUGGCAGCACUGAAUCAUGCUGGAUUAGAUCUUCCAGCAUUCCUCAGCCAUAAUGCUAGACUUCUUAAUCUUGCAUCGCCGGCAUCUUUAGCUCUGGUCUCUAGCUCGCACCGAAGUGAGUGCACUUGCUCAGUGUGGCUUGAAGGUCUAGAUCUAGACAGGGUUGCUGAUGGAGAUGAAAGCAAUGGGCCUAAUGGGGACGAUGGAUUAGACAACUGUGAUAGGGAGUGUAGUGAACGAUGGGCCAUCGGGGCCGUGCGGGUGACCUCUGCAACACUGUGGGCAGCCCUUGAAGAAACCUUAACAUCUCUUGCAUUACAUCACUGGGAUGCCCUUGCAAGAAACCAGGGACCAAGUGGACCAAACAUAAGCAGUUGCAGCCGUCACGGUGCACAACAACGAGGAGAAAGGCGACGAUCGGAUCCCCUGUAUGAUGUGGAGGUCAACACAUCAUUUCUGGGACUCCACAAAUCUGCCAUAAGUCAUUUCUCAAUUGGGCACCAUAAAUGGACACGGGGUGAGUAUGGCCUGGUGAGUGGGCCAUAUGAUCUUCUGGUGAACAAUAGUGGCCAAGACAUUUGUAUUCACCUGCACACUCUUGAAGCCGUAGCAUACUCACUCCUGGUUCCCCUUCCCAUUCUCAAGAAUUAUCUACGCUUGAUUGAGCAGUCACAGUGUGUUGUAGUGUAUGGUCCUCAGGACAGCGGCAAGCGUUUUCUUGCAAGAUGUCUUGCUCACUUGAAGGGUGGUGGUGGCAUAGGAAUGACUAGGAUAGAUAUGGGUGGUGGAAGGGCAUCUAGUAUGGAAUCUGUCCGAAGCAUUGUGGAAAGUGGUGGAGGUUUUGUUGUCAUGGAGCGUGUGUCUAGAGAAGCAUGGCCAGGCGUAUGGGCCAUGGUUCAGGGAGUCAGCAGUGGAACAGUUCUGGUAACUAUGGAUGCCUGGAGACGUCCAGGUGGAGGGCAGCUUGAGGGUGGUGUGCUGUGGGUGCAACUUCGCCACGACCGAGAACCCUUGGUGUCUAUCCUGAGCCGCUCCCUUACACGACAUAUUGCCUCGUUACAUGCUGGAGUCUUCCCAUCUCCCACUUCUGAGACAUACCGGAUCAUCGACUGGGUAUCUGGAGCUUGGGGACGCCUGACAGCUACACUCAUGGCUCUAGGCUUCUCUUCUGCUAUUCAUGGCCCUCAUCUGUUUACCCAGACUCUACUGGCAGCCAACAACCCCAGAGAUAUCUUAAGUGGUGUCCAGCAUUUGUGGAAUAAUGUCAUAAGUGAAGAAAUUCGUACUGAGGUGGUUACUGUUUGGAGGAGGUCCAGUGUUGGGGGGGAAGUGGAUGAGGCCAGAGUUACCAGUAUGGCUUUGUAUGUAGUGAUUCAACGCAGUCUUGCCCCAAACUUGCCUUUACCCACUCCAGAAGCACAUAAUUUCUUGGCAGCUCUAGAUGGUGGUCUGGGGAGAUCUGCUUUCCGGGGUAUUAAACCAACUGUUCCAUCACCUCGGCCAAAGGACUUGCCAUUGGAAGUGAUGAGUAAUAAACCUUGGACAGGCCCUUCAUAUGAAAGAACAGAAACUCAACAAGCAUGCACCUCUGUUGGUGUGGCAUCGCCCACUUCACCCGAGUGGGAUGAAGCUAAUCUAACAAAGAUUUUGGGUCUCUCACCUAUGGGAUAUGCGUGACCUUGGUAUCUCGUUUCUCAGCUUACCUCGUACUAUUGUGGUGACACCGUGACUGGAGAUCCUAUGAGGUUCUAUUCCUUUUACCAAACUUCUUCCAUAAAGCCACCUGAAACUCACUCUAUAGAAGGAAUGUUUUCCCCAGAUUGGUUAUGCAUCAUUUGAUGUGGAAGCUGAUGCGUUUAAGCCAUCUGGUAUGAUCUCAACAAAAUUUUAAUCUAUUCCUGUAAAGAAAGUAAAAACUUUGAAUCAUUCAUUUAUGGAAAUCUGUGCUGUUGUUCCAUGUGGUUGAGUUGUGUUUGGCAAUAUUGCUCAACUCUGCCUACUGUAUAGGUGCUAUGUAUGACUUGCAUUGAAAUGCAAAUGAACAGCUAACCUCUAGCAUCAUAAGAAAAUAGUUUUUCUUGAGUGUGAAGGGCUGUGUUGAGUGAAACAAGUCGAGCAUGAAUGCCUUCCUUUAUCACUUGCCUAGCAAUGGUCAUCCUCAUCUCUUACUCACUAGCAUGUUUGAGCAGCUUGAUGUGAUACUUGCAUUUGUUCUUCCAGUGGUUUGAUCUAUUUUUGUUUUCUAAUGCAGAGCUUUUUAUACUUAAGGAGUGAUGAACAAUCAGACACAUGCACAGGUAGAGGAGGAUCACAGUUCAUAGCUUUAAUUUUGUCAAUAUUUUACAAUGUCAGUGUCUCCAGUAAUGUUAACCAGUUUUAAGACUGGGCAAUCAUCCCCAGGCAACUAUCCCAGUGAUGCAAUUGAAAUGUUGAUGCAACUAGAUGUCCAGUGCAGGGCUCACAAUGAAGGGCUCAUAAUGCAGGGCUCACAAUGAAGGGCUCACAUACACAUUGACGAUCAAGUAGGAAAUUAUUACAAAAAUUCCAGAUCCUAUCCUGCAUGUAAAGAGAAUAUGUCUUAUAAAAUGAUGACCUGGAGCCACUAUCUUAGAUCAGUACCUCACUAAUAUCACCUUAACUAUGGAUCUUCCACUACAAAAAGUUAUAUUCAUUCUUAGGACAGGCAUAUAAGAAAGCUUGUGAUAUAAGAAGCCAGUUACAUGUUUAGGAAAUGUGAGGUGUGCUUAUGCACUGUACAGUAUUAAGAUUUUGGUUUGUGGUCUUAAAUAAGAUGACUUAACCAGUUUGGAUGGCAAUAUUCAAUAGGUCUCCUAGGUCCUCUGUAGGAGUAUUCAAAGAAACUGUUGUUUUAAUGUCAUUCUCUAGUUAUGCGAUACACUUCCUCGUGUUGGGUUGUCUCAUGACAGUAAGUAAUUGGUAAUGAAGAUGUGAUAUUGUGUGCAAGAAAUAAGUUUCACUCAUACCUAAACAAAUAUUUGAAGUAGGACUACAGAUGUAGGCUUCCUUUAAUAUGGGGUAAACACACACCACAGUGGAAAGUCUCGUGUAUUAACAUAACACUUGUCUAAACGCUAGUUACAUGAUCUCACAUAUCAUACCUACACUGUAAAAUUCAGAGAAACUUAAGUUAGCUGAAGUUCUGCGUUGACAGUGCAUAUACAAUAUACAUUUUCAUAAUUUAGUAAUGAGGGAAAUUUGCACAUCAGGUAAAUACAACUUGGUGAUAAAAAAGCACAUGUACAAAACCAAAGGAUAAAUACAACAAUUGGCUCGAUAUCAAUCUUAAGAUGAAAAUAGUAGAUUGAAUAAACUUGUAGCAUUAGUAGCCGUUUCAAUCAUAUACUAUAGUCAAGGAUUCUGACCUUGCAUGUAGUAGGUAAAUGUUAUACAUUUUUUUUGUUUGAAAUUUGGACUUCAAUUUUUGUCUAACAAACUAGAUUUGCUUAGAAAUAUGUACCAUGCUCAAUCUGUUUUACAUAGAUAAUUUUUAAGGUUGAGCUCUUUAUUAGGUUUCACAGUAUGGUAUAUUAAAUUCAUAGGUUGAUGUUAUUCAAAGGACCUAAUAUUUAUAAUAAUCAUAUAAUUAUUUGUGGCAUUAAACCCUUGAAUGUAAUAGAAGUAUAUUCUUAGAUGGAUGCAUUAUCAUGUGAUCACUGACGUCGGGAGCACCCAGCGAGGGUGUUCUAUAGACAAAUCCAAACAGUGGGAGGAUGAUGGGUGCCUUUGAUCAGAUGAAGAACUGACCAUCUUAACAGUGUUUUUCAAGCUCAUUAGAAAAGUUCUCUAGUACUUCUCAUUCCUCCCAGUACUAUGUGUCAGCAAUAUAUUUAAUGGGGCAUUACACACUUCAGCUAUUUCAAGCAUCUUUAUCUUUCUGAAUGACAGAAGUCUUCAAUUUCAUUCUUUGUAUAAACUUGUCUGAGGUUAGUUGAAUACGUAUGCUAUGUAGGUGAUUGCCUGCAGUUACUGUAUCGGGUAAUGAGAUGCAUACAAGUUUUAUGAAAUUUACAUCAAUGGUAGGUAACUAUUAUCAAUUUUCCUGGUGAAAAUAUUCCUUGAAGAAACAUAGGGUAUUUUAUAUUUGUAAUUUGAUGAUUGUAUGAUAGAUUACUCUUGUUUCAUUCCUUAUUGUCCUCCUUAGGUUUAUGUUGUUGUAAAUGUUAAAUAAAAUAUAUUUUUUAAGCAAUUAUAGUAAAUUAUCAAGGCAAAAUAAUAAAUUUUAUUAGUAAUUUUAACAUUUCCUUGAUCAGGUAAUCAAAUGAGACAAGCCCUGGAUGAAAUCUAUAUUGUUUAGGCUUAGUGAUGAGUGUACAAUAUGCUGCCCUCUGAAAGCUUCCUGAAGAUAAUUUUGAUUUUGUUAUCUAUGUGUUGAGGCACAACAAGCGGACAGCUGAAGAAGCACAGUGCAGGUUCGUAACAAAAUGGAUGUUAGUCCUUGGGCCUAUACAUUAAUGUGACUCUCCACGCCUUCUCAUAUGUUGCAUAAAUAUCUCAGGCUUAUUGAACAUCAAAUAAUAGUGUACUGUGUGCAGCUGUUUACUUGUUGAAAGUCGGUUGUAUCAUAAUGUGAAUGAAUUGCUAUAAUUUCUUUGGACUUUAUACUUAGCAAAAUUGCAUAUAAGGGGUAGCAUGUAUUUAAACGAAAUUCUUAAAAUUUUCAUUGGUGCAUAUAAUUAUAUGGCACAGCUGUAUAUUUGUUUUCAAUCUUGAUUGAAUAUAAUUUUUCUAGAAAGUUUUUGGAAUCGGCAUUGAAUUUUAGUUUUUAUAUAAUUUGAGAACAGAAACUAUAUAAAUCAAAUGCAAACACUAAUAUUGUGGCUAAUCAGCUUGUUGGUGAGCAAUGUUUACAUAUUAACAAGGUGUUAAUAUAAUCAGCAGGUGCCUUCAGUAUAGCUGCUUAUUGGAGUUCCAAAUACACACACUCAAGUUUUGUACUGGUAUUUUUAGCUCUGCAGUGAUCACAUCUUUGGAUGUGGUCAAAAGCUAUAUGCAAGGGCAGUAUCUGUCAGUAGGUGUUAGUCAUUUUAUGUAACCUGAGCAUUUCUGGGACUUGGGUCAGAUUUGAAGUGCAAUGAAUUGUUAUUAGUUAUGUGAGAGCAUGAAUAAUUAAUAGUCAGUAUUGAGUGUAGAUAGCUUGGAUUACAGAGUUAUAUUCUUAAUUCAUUGGUUUUCAUGCAAUCUUUUUAAGAUAAAAAUACCUCUGACUCCCACGGAACCACUACUGGGGAAAGAAUAUUGUUUGUUCCAAAAAGUGUUCCUGUCUUAGCCACUUUUUUUUAUUACCCGUUAUUUAAUGAAUUAUCACACGCUACUGAUCUAUGUAACUACUGUACUGUAUAAAAUUUUAUUAUUCCUUUCUCUUGCUUCAUCUGCUUUAGAUGCCUUCCUACAGACACCUUUUGACUUGACUCAUUGUAAGUGCAGAGCAACUCAUAAUUUGUUUCAUUUUGAGGUGUAGCAAUUCAUGGUUCAUUUACCUGUAUGAUAGCCAGUCCAGUAUGUAGAAUUCCUAAAGUAAAUAUUUUUUAUCAUAGCUUCUCUGUCUUUAGCUUUUGGGGUAUGAAGACAGGUGGUAGCCUAAAUAUUUGAAUACCUGCAUCUGCUACUCUGUUCUUAAACAAACAAACAAUACAACAUGAUACAGGAUAAAUAUGGGAGUAGAACAUGGUUAUCAAGUGACCAGCCAUGGAAGACACACAUUUCAUAUUUCAUUCAGUUACAUGAAUGGUUAUCAUAGGUUGGGUUUCACGUUGGGUGAGCCUAAAAGACAAACUUAGUGAUAAAGAUAACACAAUUUUUUAGUACACUGUAGUAUGCUGUUAAUAAUCUAUAGUAAUGAACAGGUUUGGCUUGGCUCAUUUUCUGAUAUUUAAAAUUUGCAUUGGACAGCCAUUUUUCAUUGCUUAAGAGAGUACAUGGAACCCUCAACAUUGAAGAAUUAAAGGCUCAUAACUCCUUUCAAGAAAAUUACACUUUCGUCAUGAAAACAUUUUACGUAACAACAGGUAGUGAUGAAGGAGUUUGCUUCCAUUGAGAGAAGCUAUGGUUGAGGGUGUUAUAAACAGGAGAGAAAUGUUCCCUAGAAGGUUUUGUUGACAUUGUUUGGGUUCUUAAACAUUAUAUAGUUUGUGAAACAAGAUGGAACUUUGUGAUACCUGUAUUGGUAGAAAUGUGUAACCUCAUCUUUUAUUAACUUCCUCAGCCAAAUUGCAGUUGGUAUGCUUCAUUUUUGAGAUACUUAUUUUCAGCCAGUAAUGCCUCAAUGUUGUUUCAUUCUGUAGGAGACCUGGAGGUCGUUUCUUACUAUGUUACAAUUUAGGAUAUUUUAGUAGAAAGAUCAAAUUUAUGGACUGGGAAUACUCAGCUAAACCAAUUCUUUGAUACAGAUGACUUCUUCGGCAUCAAAUAGUAUUGCAGCUAAGAGGUGAAAGUAAUCAGGUGAAUUAUGUUGACAAGAGCAAGAUGACUGACCAAGUCGGUUAUUUGAUGCAUUUAUUGAGUCAGGCAUAUAAAAUGGACAAGGUGGGUGGGACUAAAAUUACCUGAAGCUGUUGUCAUCAAAAGAAUCUCUUCUUGAUUGUAUAUGUAUGUACAGACCACUGUGUAAACAAAGGGUAUGUAUUUUAAAAUGUACAAUUAAUGUAUUUAGCUAUCAUAUAAAGUGUACAGUUCUUUUUCCUAAUAAAAA